This is a messenger RNA of Tachysurus vachellii, 1190 nucleotides long. RefSeq names its product BLOC-1 related complex subunit 5 (gene borcs5). The record is from RefSeq and is a predicted model, not a curated record. The coding region runs from base 224 to 811 and encodes 195 amino acids. Gene Ontology annotation, biological process: organelle transport along microtubule; positive regulation of anterograde synaptic vesicle transport; lysosome localization. Lineage: Eukaryota; Metazoa; Chordata; Actinopteri; Siluriformes; Bagridae. The transcript has 5 exons. Gene Ontology annotation, cellular component: synaptic vesicle membrane; cytoplasmic side of lysosomal membrane; BORC complex.
GCGCUGCCUGUCAUCGGCCCCUCUUACCAAAACAUGUAGGAAACGUGACCGCUUGUGGUGUUAAAGCAACAUUUUGCACGAAUUCAGUGUUUUAUUUGUUCUCUUGCUUAAUUAGUCUGAAAUAAGAAGAAUAAUAAUGUGCCAAUGCUAAUACAGUCUGUGUAAUUAGACUAAAAGGAGAUCAACAUUACAGGAGAAACAUUUGGAAAAGCUGCUGGACACGAUGGGAGCUGAACAGAGCGGCGAUGCUGAGCAUAAACAUUCAGACUACAGUGCAUCAGUUGUGCCGUCACCAGCGAAGCACAGAGCAAAAAUGGAUGACAUCGUGGUGGUUGCUCAGGGAACGCAGUCUUUACGUAACAUCCACAACGACCCCGACGUCAUCAAGCUUCAGGAGAUUCCCACGUUUCAGCCUCUGCUCAAGGGUGUCCUGAGCGGUCAGACGUCCCCCAGCACUUUGUCUCUGGAGAAGCUGGACUCUGUGCAGGUGCUGCAGCUGUGUUUACGCUACCAGGAUCACCUGCAUCAGUGUGCCGAGGCCGUAGCCUUCGACCAGAACGCUCUGGUCAAGAGGAUCAAAGAGAUGGACCUGUCGGUGGAGGCGCUCUUCAGCAUCAUGCAGGACAGGCAGAAGCGCUACGCCAAAUAUGCCGAGCAGAUUCAGAAGGUGAAUGAGAUGUCCAUGAUCCUGCGAAGGAUUCAGAUGGGCAUCGACCAGACCGUGCCCCUGAUGGAGCGCCUGAACAACCUGCUACCCGAGAGCGAGCGACUAGAGCCGUUCAGCAUGAAGCCUGAUGCCGAGCUCAAGUAGACUUCAAACCGCUCCAACGUCAAAAUCCUGUGUAAAUAGAAAAUUACGUUUUCGAAAAGAAAAUUAACUUUCCAGAUAUAAUCGUGCAGUUUCAGAGCAUCUUGAAAAGUCACGUCGGUGAUAAUUUGCACUCGCGGGUCUAGAUGUGAUGUCACUCGUCCGACCGUACGGUCACGUUUUACACGUUUACAUGUUUCAGUGUUUGUGAAUGUUUUGUCCUCUGCAGCUGAAUGUCGUAAUACAAAGUGAAGCUUGUUACUGAUUGCUUUUUAGAUUCCAUUACAGCAGUAAUUAUUGAGUUGUUACUGAGAUCAUGGACAGACGCAGAUGCUGAGAUAUUUAAUUUGUGAAAAUUAAACUUUUAUGUUUGUGUGUAAAA